This is a messenger RNA of Pectinophora gossypiella (pink bollworm), 1263 nucleotides long. RefSeq lists its product as uncharacterized. The coding region runs from base 96 to 1076 and encodes 326 amino acids. The record is from RefSeq and is a predicted model, not a curated record. NCBI's taxonomy places the organism in Eukaryota, Metazoa, Arthropoda, Insecta, Lepidoptera, Gelechiidae. The transcript has 3 exons.
AAAGAAUUGGUCCUUCGAGCAAAAGAACUAGUCCUUCGAGUGGAAUAUAAGUCCUUUUUAUCCACUAAAUUACCGGCGGAAUAUACAUUUUCAAAAUGAGUGAAGAUAAGGCAAAGUUAAAAGCUCUCGUCGCCGAGCGGGGAUAUAUCAAGGGGACUUUGUCACGACUAAACAACUUUUGCCACGAUGCUGAUGCAAUGGCGGCUACCUCGCGUGAGGCCUUACGUGAAAAACGUCUUCGCAUGUCGGAGGCUUUUCAAGAAUAUAUGCAGUUAAACAAGGCGAUUUUAGUGCUGGCCGACGAGGACGCUGAAAAUUACGGCGAAUAUGAGGACAAAUAUUACGAGUCUGUUGGGCUGCUGGAUAAAGCCUGCUCAGGUCCACAAACCGAGGCCAAACCGAAUGGCGGUGAGAAUUCUAACCAAGGUACGUUUAAAAACCUUCCAAAGAUUAAUUUACCCAAUUUUAAUGGGGAGAAAGUGGUAGAAUAUUAUCCUUUCAUUAACAUGUUUCGUUCUGUGAUUCACACAGACAAAAAAUUAAGUUCAUGCGAAAAACUUUAUUACUUACGCUCUUAUUUGAGUGGGGAAGCCUUAGAGCUUAUAAGAAAUUUACCUUUAACCGACGAUAAUUACGUCACAGCUGUCAAACUCUUAGAAAAGAGGUAUGACAAUACCCCUAAAAUUAUUAACUAUCAUGUGGACAGCUUACUGGAUUUGCCUGCUUUUACUAAAUGCACUGCACACAACCUGCGUUCCCUCAUUAGCACUGUUAAUGUUAACAUGGAAGCCUUAAAAAACUUAAAACAGCCAGUGGAACAUUGGGAUAUACUUCUCAUUAACAUACUAGCUAAAAAGAUUGACAUCUAUACUUACCGGGGUUUCCACCUUGAGAGAAAUGCUAGAGAAGUUCCCACACUAUCUGAAUUUCUUGAUUAUUUAGAGAAGCGUGCAUUGGCACUGGAAAACACCUCGGAGGAGAAGCAGCCAUCAUUUACUGCAAAGUCUACGCGAGCUCCUAAAGUCAGCGGGGUAGCGGCAGCAGAGAAGCCUCAGCCAGCAUGUCUUGCAGCGUGAAUCGCUGCCCCUCACGCCGUCUGGGCCGUUUUUAAUUAACACCUGCUUCGGAUAUGUUGUCGCCGGGACUUUACCAGUUUCAUCUGGCAAGAUUUAUUCUUCUAAUCAUUGUAUUAAUAUUAAAGUAAGUGAACCCGUGCAUACAUACCUAUCAGGGCAGGCAGCAAAAACAAAUUUAAUAUCGGAC